Ornithodoros turicata is the source of this 1062-nucleotide messenger RNA. RefSeq lists its product as uncharacterized. The coding region runs from base 1 to 1062 and encodes 353 amino acids. The transcript is spliced from 2 exons. Lineage: Eukaryota; Metazoa; Arthropoda; Arachnida; Ixodida; Argasidae. The record is from RefSeq and is a predicted model, not a curated record.
AUGCCUGGUGAAGUCUCAUUGAACGAAACCCUCCAUGCGGGUCCUAACUUGAACCCUGAUGUUUUAGACCUUCUCAUGCAGUUUCGUGCUCAUGAAAUCGUGCUCACAGCGGACCCCGAAAAGGCAUUCCUGCAGAUCGCUUUGGACGCAUGCGAUCGGACGCACUACGCUUUCUCUGGCAUGAGACUUACCCCGAAAGCAAGCCAACCUUUCCCUCGAGUCGAGACUUUGAGGAUGCCACGGGAAGCAAGUCUCCUGUACCGUCAAGCGCGGGACAUCCUUCUAGAAGCAGGAAUGAAGUUAGUCAAACGGACCAGCAAUGACAUGAAACUGCGGACUCUAUUUCAAGACGAGGGCACGGCUUCGACGUCUACUACUCCUCUGAGGAAAGUGCUCGGACUUAAUUGGGAUAUAGACUCCGAUGAGAUUCAGCUAUCGGUGAAGUCGCUGACUGAGUUUCUAGAACGACAAGUUGACACGAAACGCUACGUACUGCAAGCUGUUUCGCGCAUUUACAAUGCAUUGGGUUACGUAGCACCAUACGUCAUAACGCCUAAGAUAUUGCUACAACGCAUCUGGCUGACUAAGUUGCAGUGGGACGACCAGCUGCCUGAAGCUCUGAUGGACACAUGGCAUAGGUGGUGUCAAGAGGUGCCUACGCUUUCCGACUUCCGCGUACCUCGAAGACUCUCUGGCGUCUCAGCUCCUCUCCAGGAGAGUACACAGAGUUUGUAUGUCUUCAGCGAUGCAAACACCAAGGCUUAUGGAGCUGCUGUCUAUUUAGUCUUGCAGAGUGACGACGGGAACAUCGAAAUAAGUCUCGUUUUGGCAAAAACCAGAGUCGCCGCCUUGGGAACUUUGUCCUUGCCACGUCUCGAGUUGAUGGCUGCCGUUCUGGCUUCACGAUUAGUCAAGUUCGUUAGGACGAAGUUGUCCUUGGUGCAUGUGAAGACAAUUUUGUGGACUGAUUCAACUAUUGACUUGUAUUGGAUUCACGGAUUUCCGAUGGGUUCGAAACCGUUCGUACAGAACCGCGUGACUGAGAUUCGAACCACCACGUAG